Molecule: messenger RNA, 1707 nt
Organism: Acaulospora colombiana
Lineage: Eukaryota; Fungi; Glomeromycota; Glomeromycetes; Diversisporales; Acaulosporaceae
Source: the annotation of a GenBank genome assembly
AUGCUGGAAGUGCCUGAAGCGGAAACAAGUUUUUUAUCAGGGUCAUCACUAGACGAUACAUAUUUUCAGAGAAUAGAAGGUCUUGAAGAAGCAUCCCAGCCAGGAGAAAGACAAAGCCAAGAAAUUGGAACAAUAGCUGAGUUAGCUAAUACUAUCGAUGGAUAUUUAGAUAAUCCAAGAACAAAUAGAACGAUUUUAUCCAAUCAAAUAAAAAGAGCAACAAGACAGAUACGUCGCAAGUAUGAUAAUCUCCAGACUGAUCUUAUAAAUGAGCAACAACGAAGAUAUAAUGCUGAAGCUGAACGAGAUUUACGACAAACAGAGUUAAGAAAUACAGAAGCAGAUCUUAACUUAAUGACUACUGCAUAUAAUGGAGAUGAAAAUUUGGAAGAAUUUCUAGCUCAAUUCAGAGCAGAAAUAGAAGCACGUGGCAUUGAUAUUGCGGAUGCUGCAGCUAAUCCAGCAGGAAGAGAUAUUUUAGUCGCAGGACGUACAGCUGUACAAAUAGGUAAUCAAGCAUUAAAUCGAGCAAAUGGACAAGCUGGAAAUGUAAUGAUACCAUUAAGAGCUGCAGCAGAUCCAUGGAAUGAAGAUUGGAAUAUUGUAGGAGGAAGACCAACUAAUGAUGCUGUCAAUGCUCCUAAUGCAAAUAACGGACAAACUGUAGUUGUAGCAGGAAUAAGAAUUGAUCAAGCUAUAUGGUUAUUAAAAACACAAUCUCCACCUAUAGAAGAAGAAAUACGAGCACUUAUAUAUGGUUCAUUAGUUCAAGGCGAUAAUAGUGUAGAAGAAUUUGCUAGAAGAGUAAAACAUGCUGGAAAAAUUUUAGGAUAUGGAGAUGAAGAUUUGCGAAGGAAAUUUUUAGAUGGAUUAGUACCAGAAUGGUUAGAAAAAGCUGAAGAUAUAGUGAAUAAAAAAGAAUCUAUUCCUGAUCCGCAAAAAAUAAUUAAUGAUGCAUUAACCCAAUUUAAAUCUGAACUGGAAAAACGAGAUGCUGAACUAUCAAAACGUGAUGCUGAACAUAAAGCUGAAAUAGAGAAAUUACAACAAAAAUCGAAGAAAAUAUCACCACCUAUACCACCAAAAAAUAUGGAAGAAAUUAAUAACGGUCCAUUACUAGAAUUUUUGGAAAUAUAUAAAAAUCGUAGUGAUAAUAUAAAGAAGACACAUAAUGAUAGAAUAGGAAGAAUAGAAGAAGGACUUAAUGAAACUCGGGGAGCUAUGAAUCAGUUAACUGAAGAAUUCCAAAAACCAAAUAUACGUAAAGCAAAUGACGAAGAUAAAGAGGAGGGAUAUAAUGAAGAAGAAAAUAUAUGGUAUGAAUCAUCAGAGAGCGGAGCUCAUUCAAUGCGAAAAAUGUGUCAGUCUCAUACAGUUCGGGAGGAAGAAUCAAAAUUAGAUGAAUGGUUUUCAUCUUUACAAUAUCUGAAUGCUAAAAUAGAUAACAUAUCAAUCUCUAAUUCUUUCUUAGAUCCUGGAAGUGAAUUUGGAGCCUUAAAUGAUGCAACAAUUAAUGUCCUGGGAUGGAAAGCUGACAAGCCAUCUAACUUUGAUAUAAAAGGUAACUCUAAACAUGUCACAACUAUUGGAAAUUUUACACGUAUUGAUAAUGGUGAAUCCGAACCAAUGUUAUGUUUAGGUAUGACAUGGAUUCGAAAAGUUCAAGGUAUUCUUGACCCGAAUAAAAACCAAUUCCGAAUGAAGUAA